AUGGCAACCGCAGAAAAAGCUACUCUAGUAUUAGGAGGAGCAGCACUUGGUGUUGUUUCCUUUGCAGCCUAUCAAAAGUUCACCCAAAAGCCUGCUGUUCGUCCUGCUGUCAAUGUGCCUGUCAAUAGACCACCACCACCACCAUCACCACCAUCCACUCAAACCUCUGCUUCAGUUGGAGGACCCAACCUGAGCAACAUGGAAAAGGCCAGAACCAUUUUGCCCUUUGGAUUUCCCGGUCCAGUAAGCGACAUUGUAUACCGUAACGCUUAUGUCACUUCCUACAACCGUCGUGAUCGCAACCCUAACUGGGUAGCAGAACAUUUGACUGCAGCCAGUUUGAAACGAGGCGAUGAUGUAGAUCGUCAAAAAUCCACCUUUAAAGAAGACGAUCAUAUUCCACCUCAAUUCCAAGCCAAGCUCAACGACUAUUUUAGAAGCGGGUUUGAUCGUGGACACAUGGUACCAGCUGCUGAUGUCAAGAAUAGCCAAGUUUCCAUGAACGAGACCUUUUACUUGACCAACAUUGCACCACAAGUAGGCGAAGGAUUCAACCGAGAUUAUUGGGCUCAUUUGGAGCAUUUCUGUCGUCAAUUGACCGCCAAGUUCUCUGAUGUGUAUGUGUUUACGGGUCCCUUGUAUUUGCCACAUCAAGAAGCUGAUGGUAAAUUCUACGUCAAAUACCAAAUGAUCGGCAAUCCACCCAACGUGGCUGUUCCCACUCACUUUUACAAGGUCAUCCUGACACAUCACCAAGGCAAAUACAGCGUCGGUGCCUUUGUAUUACCCAACCAGCCUAUCCCUGAUCAAACGCCUUUAACUGCAUUCCAGGUGCCCUUGGAUGCUGUGGAAAGAGGUGCUGGUCUCACCUUCUUUGAUCGCAUGGAUAAGAACGCUUUGCCCAACUUGUGUCGUGAAAUUGAAUGUAAGCUGGUAAUCCGUAAGUUUGAUAACGCUCAAAAAAACGUACAAAAAUUGCCUGCCAAAUAA
Molecule: messenger RNA, 990 nt
Organism: Mucor velutinosus
Lineage: Eukaryota; Fungi; Mucoromycota; Mucoromycetes; Mucorales; Mucoraceae
Exons: 1
Coding region: 1-990 (329 amino acids)
Biological process (GO): apoptotic DNA fragmentation
Cellular component (GO): nucleus; mitochondrial inner membrane
Molecular function (GO): single-stranded DNA endonuclease activity; RNA endonuclease activity; nucleic acid binding
Source: RefSeq, a predicted model, not a curated record